Corythoichthys intestinalis (scribbled pipefish) is the source of this 3387-nucleotide messenger RNA. It is a transcript of the gene npffl, whose product is annotated as neuropeptide FF-amide peptide precursor like. Bases 2693 to 3064 code for a protein of 123 amino acids. Gene Ontology annotation, molecular function: neuropeptide hormone activity. NCBI's taxonomy places the organism in Eukaryota, Metazoa, Chordata, Actinopteri, Syngnathiformes, Syngnathidae. The record is from RefSeq and is a predicted model, not a curated record. The transcript has 4 exons.
UCCAAAAUUGUUCAAAAAUACUCUCAGGCUAAACCAAACUACUAUUUCAGUAUCAAGUUAACAUAUAGCAGUAAACAAAUAUACAAAAAUAACAGUAAAUAAAAAACUCCAGUCCCCAUUCUGUAUCAGCAGCUUUAAACUACAUUCAAUUAAUUUAAUGUUGUGAAUCAACCGUUAAAGUUGUUAAAAUUGCUCCCGUUAAUCCAUAAUUUCCCUUUUGUCAACUUUCGACAUGUGAAAGUUUUAAAACUAUUUUAAAGAUAGAUUCAAGUCAAUAUUUUACCGAUUUAGGAGUAUUUUAGAUAAAAAGUUAAUUAGGUUUGCUUGGAAGGUUCGCUACAACAGCCUUGCAGAGAAGUGUACUGCUUUAAGAUGGCGGCCGUUUACUACGUCUGCAUCUAGCUUUUUGUAGAUGUGCUGCAAACGCUACCGCUACCGUAGUGCAUCUAGUCUUAUAUAAAUGAUAUCUACCAUAACAUUAUGUGGAUGAUGUACUUUUGUAGCAGCUUCAGGUAUGUUGUUGUAUUUUUUUUUUUAUCUCGUGGCAUGAGUUAAGCUAAAGCCGUGAGUUGAGCAUUGGCAUUACCCGAGGGGCCGGGUAAUGAGAAGCAUGAUGUUUAGCUACUCUCGCUCCGUUGCUCAUUGACUGUGCGGCGCGCUGAGUGUGUUGUACUUCCGCUUUACUUGGCAUAUUUCAAUAAUCGGAAUUUGGAUGUUUGUGAAUCGUUCUCGAAUCUUCCACGGCCGAAUCGCGAAUAAUCUAAGAAUCGGAAAUUUUGCACACCUCUAAUUAUUAUAGUAUACUACAGUAUAUAAUAGUAGUAUAAUAAUUAUAAUAAUUAUUCAUUGCCAAUCAUAUUUGUCAUAAAGAGUGUCAUUUGAAAGCUAUUCUUAGUGUAGAAUCUGUAUUGUGUAUUAUUUACUCAACAUAUUAUAAUAUUAAUUCUGAAGUAUGUUGGAUUAACUCCAGAAAUCGUUAUUUAUAUGACGAACAUGACGUGCUUUUUUUUUUUUUUUUUUUUUAAUUUUCACCGGAGGUAAGCUUUACACUCCGUAAAAAAACAUUCUUUGUCAUUGCUUGUGGUGUCACUAGUAGAUUUAAAAUUUUUUUCGUUAGCAAAUGCUGUUAACCAGCUGUUGAGUGUUAUUGUAUGACUGAUUGGAACUGUACUGCAUUGUUUCGCCACAGGGUGUGCUGUCGUGUAAGAAGAAGAAAGUUUAAAGAGGCAUUAGCGGCCUGUUCUCAACUUCUCCCUCACUGCACUUUGGCUCUCAUCGAGAGCACGUUUGCUCAUGUGUUCGAAAUAAACGAUAGCCGACGUGCAAAGCAGCAAGUCAGCUGUAAAAAUAGCGAGCUUAGUGGUGUGAAAAAUGCACGAGAGCUAAGUGAAGCUAACGAACAGCUAAGCGGAGCUAAGCGAUGCUAAACGGGGCUAAGCGAAGCUAAACGGCGCUAAAUGAAGCUAAGCGACUGAUACCCAGUCCGUCGUCGGGGAACAGUCCAUUGUGUGUGUGUGUGUGUGGGUGGGGGAUAAUAUAAAUGCAGCAUUCAAAUGGCUUUCUUUUUUGUUUUGUUAUUUGUUUGUUUGGUAUGCUGACAUAAUUGUACAUGAUGAAUAGUUGGGGGUGCUGCUGGCUCCGGUGGCCCAAGCACUUACUCGUUGGGGCAAAGGCAGCUGGUUGGGGGCCCCCUACUGGUUGGGGGCCUAAGGCGAUCGCCCACUUCGCCUGAAUAGUAGAUCCGCCUAUGGGUAUACCAGGCAAGCAAUUUACCCUACAAACGUCUCAUGUAGCCUCUUCUAAAAUGCUGAAAUUCUGCCAGCUGCUGUUGGAUGAGCAACACAAAAGAGUGCACAGUCUUCCGCCUAAGCUGCCAAAUUCAAAGGAUCACCAUAUUUGGCAGAGUGAGCACUACCUCUAAGUAUGAAACUAGUUAUUAUGAAAUUCCUUUUAUGACCUCUGUGACCUUGGCCCUCUUUACCCCAAAAUGGGUAAUUCGGUAAUUAAUCAGAUUCAGAAUAUUUAUGUCAUUGGUACAAAGAGCACAACGAAACUUUGAUUGGAACUUCCAUACAGCUAAGUUGGUAAAGUGCAAAACGCAUAUAAUAAAUACCCUUAAGUGUAAGACCAUAAAAAAGAAAUAUAUAUAUAUAUAUCAGCGCUAGUUGCCAAUGUUAUUGAAUGGCAUAAAUAGAAUUCAGCAUAUUUUGUCAAAGGUUUUCUUGCAAUGCACAUUAUUGUACUUAGCAUUAUGCUAGCGCAGGCUAUUCAAGGCUUCCAAAAAGGCGAUCCAUUCCAAGAAGGCGUCAUUAAAAUUGAAAAGUCACAAUAGCAAUCCAUUGCAAUGUUACGGGUCUUUUGUUGAUCUAUCGUGUUGUAUCUCAUUUUAUGUGCUGAUUAAGAGGCUGAUAAAUGUCUCCCUGAGCAUUUCCUGCCUUGUACCCGGCCGUCAAGGGGCUUGUGGAUCACAGCCCAUUUGCGGGGAUUUAUCUGUUUAAUAAGUGUUGACUGUUGUGCUGUGUGUACUCCUCUGGGCCACGUAAUGACUUUUCUGUCGUCACUAAAUACCCCGAUGCUGAGCCUAAAUGGUCUAGCAUCCGGCGUCCGUUUCAUCCCUCGUUCCCAUUAAGAUCGUGGCAUCUUUCUUCAAUUCAGAAGAGGUUUGGCGCACUCGCAUAAAAGGUUGGCCAACAUGGACACAGGUGCGGCGGUGACCAUUCUGGUAGCGCUGAUGGUGCUGGCGGGCGUGAGCCAAGGGGUCUUCGUCGGAGGUGCCUCAAACGACUAUGAGGACACGACGCCCGGCGAGUUGGAGGAUGUGGAAAAACGCUUGAUGGACAUGGACAGCGGCGCGGACGAUCGUCUGCUGACUGCGCUGCUCAGAGCUCUUCUUCUGGGAUCUCGCAGAGAAUCCCGGAGCUCUGUGCUCCACGAACCACAGAGAUUCGGCCGCUCGUCCAGAGGUCCGAUUGUGCUGGAUGACCACCACAACUCACCCGAAUGGGAGGAGGCGCCCAGCCAGAUUUGGAGUAUGGCUGUGCCUCAGAGGUUUGGCAAGAAAUAAAAGAGGAAACGCCGAGCCAACUGGGCCAUAACAUCUUGAGGAAAAUAUCUUGUUUUGUCCAUGAAAGCUCACACGUAUUUAGCUAUAAAACAGAGUUUCAAAAAAAAAAAAAAAAAAAAAAAAAGGUCUCUUUAUGGUCACCAACAUGAUAUUAAUUAUAAUUGGACUAAAUUUAAUACAACAGUUUGUUUUUCUUCCAAUAAUAAUAAAGGAGCCUUCUGGAGUUUUACUCAUAAGUGUGCGCAGAAUCAUUUCAUUGAUCAAAUUGUACCUUAAACACAAAAUAAAAUAUUAGUUUAAAGCAGUGGGUGCGUGUUUUUGGU